AGUCGAAAGAGACCGCCUCUCCCUCUAAUAUUUUCCAGUCACGUUUCUUCUCAUCCAUUGGAAUGAUGCCCGCAGCCGUAGAAGGCAGGCAAUGGUCACUAACCCCGUUUUGUAAUUGAGGAAACAGGCCCAGAGGCCAGUCCGGGCGCCCACUCUGUGUCAACAGGGGCCUUGGACUCGAACCCUGGGUUCCGACAUCUGGCGCUGCGAAGCUGGCUGGGAAACUACAUUUCCCAGCAGGCCUGGCAAAACGCGCGCAGGCCCAGUGGGCCAGUAGCGCUUCGCGGACAGACCUGCCUGCGCCGCGGCCACCGAAGGACUGUCCCGCCGGGGCGUGGGGUCCUGGGGGCUGUGCGGGCUGAGGCUACCUCGGUGUGGGAAGCGAGUGGCCCUGCGGGGGAGAGCGGGCUCAGGAGCCGGCGGCUGAGAUGCUGGUCCAGGCAUGGACUUCCUGACAACAUCCCAGUCUCCCCCAGGCCCUCCAGCUAUGGACUUGGAGGAGCCCCGGGACGCACCUUCACCCCCUCAGGACCUGACCCCCAGCUGCCCGUGGGACCUGGUGCCCGGCGGCUCGGGCAGCCUGAAGCCGAUGGAACUUGACAGGCCGAGUUUGCAGGAACUGGUGCGGCAGUUUGAGGCUCUGCCUGGUGAUCUGGCGAGCCUGUCCCCGGACGGCCCUCCCUGCCCCCUGCACGUUGCCACUGGCCACGGCCUGGCCUCUCAGGACGUCGCAGAUGCCCACGGGCUCUUGUCCGCCGAGGCCGGCCGGGAUGACCUGCUGAGCCUUCUGCACUGCCAGGAGUGUCCUCCUCCCCCGUCUUGUCCGAAGGAGCCGCCAGACCCCGAGCCUCGCCUGUUACAGCCCCCGGAGGACCCAGACGGGGAGACCGGCGCCCCGGAAUGGCCAGAGGGAGCCUCUGCCGAGCAGGGUGGCAGCCGGAGCUCAAGUAGCUCCCCAGAACCCUGGCUGGAGACAGCCCCUCUAGUUGCUCCCGAAGAGCCACCUGCCGGUGACCAGAGCCCCAAGACCCUGGUGUCAUACCCUGCCCUCCAGGAGGUAUCCGGUCCCUGCGACCACGAAGACCUCCUGGACGGUGUCCUAUUUGGGGCCAAAUACUUGGGCUCCACCCAGCUGGUGUCCGAGCGGAACCCGCCCCCCAGCACACGCAUGGCCCAGGCCCGGGAGGCGAUGGACCGUGUCAAGGCCCCCGACGGGGAGACCCAGCCCAUGACGGAGGUGGACCUCUUUGUCUCCACCAAGAGGGUCAAGGUCCUGAUGGCUGACUCCCAGGAGGCCAUGAUGGACCACGCCCUGCAGACCAUCUCCUACAUUGCCGACAUCGGCCACGUGCUGGUGCUCAUGGCCCGGCGACGGCUGGCGCGGCGGCCGGCACCCCAGGGACACGGCCGCAGGCUCCGCAAGAUCCUCUGCCACGUCUUCCACUCAGAGGACGCCCAGCUCAUCGCGCAGGCCAUCGGCCAGGCCUUCAGCGUGGCCUACAGGCAGUUCCUACGGGAAAGCGGCGUCGACCCCGACCAGGUGGGCGCCCAGCAGAGCCCGGGGGCCACGGGGCCCGGCCACCUCCACAACGGGGACCUUGACCACUUCUCCAACAGCGAGAACUGCAGGGAGGUGUGCAUCCAGAAGCAUCGGGGCGAGGGCCUGGGCGUGGCCCUGGUGGAGUCGGGCUGGGGCUCCCUGCUGCCCACAGCCGUCAUCGCCAACCUGCUGCACGGGGGCCCUGCCGAGCGCUCGGGGGCCCUCAGCAUCGGGGACCGCCUCACCGCCAUCAACGGGACCAGCCUGGUGGGGCUGCCCCUGGCCGCCUGCCAGGCCGCCGUCCGCGAGGUGAAGUCGCAGACGCUGGUGACCCUCAGCAUCAUCCACUGCCCGCCGGUCACCACGGCCAUCAUCCGUCGGCCGCACGCCCGCGAGCAGCUGGGCUUCUGCGUGGAAGACGGCAUCAUCUGCAGCCUCCUCCGGGGCGGCAUCGCCGAGCGCGGGGGCGUGCGCGUGGGGCACCGCAUCAUCGAGAUCAACGGGCAGAGCGUGGUGGCCAUGCCGCACGCCCGCAUCAUCGAGCUGCUCACCGAGGCCCACGUGGAGGGCACGGUGGGUGUGGACAGAGAAGAGCAAGACUGCGCAUUUAGGGAGUUGAGCCUCAUUAACGAACUCCUACACAUCCUUCAAAGCCCCAGCCCGUGUCCUGUCCUGCAGGAGACUUUCCCAGUCGGUCCUCGUAGGAAGACGGCAUCUACUGCUUUGGCCCUCACGGCACGGGGCUGGAGCGGCCCUGUCUGCCUUCACCUCGCCCGCGGGGCUGGGAGUGCCAUGAAGCCAUAGCUUGGUUCUCACUCUCUUUACCCCCGAGCUGAGUCCCAGGAGAAGGGCUGAGGGGCCUCGGCCUGGAAGACAAGGGGCUCUUACCGCACACUGUCCUGUCGCCGCUGACCGUGGCGGGGGUGGCGAUCCACCUUGGAGGGAGAGAAAGGUCAGCACUUCCCCCAAAGUAAGACCAAGCAGGAUGAAGAGGGCCCGGCCCAGCUUCCCUCCUCGGCCCAGGUGGUGCUCCCCACACUUCCUCCUUGCCCCACACGGGUCUGCAACCCCUCCAAUUUUUAGAGAGAAAUGGGGUGGGGCUGAGAUCCCUAGCUUGUCAGCAAAGGGGGGAGGGGGUUUCCCAGCUGCAGAUUUCCUCAGAAGCCUGUUGUUGGAAGUUCAUAAAUAAAAGUUUGUGUAUGGAAA
This is a messenger RNA of Suricata suricatta (meerkat), 2746 nucleotides long. It is a transcript of the gene APBA3, whose product is annotated as amyloid beta precursor protein binding family A member 3. Bases 443 to 2344 code for a protein of 633 amino acids. The transcript has 11 exons. Gene Ontology annotation, cellular component: dendritic spine; plasma membrane; cytoplasm. Gene Ontology annotation, molecular function: amyloid-beta binding; protein binding. Lineage: Eukaryota; Metazoa; Chordata; Mammalia; Carnivora; Herpestidae. Gene Ontology annotation, biological process: chemical synaptic transmission. The record is from RefSeq and is a predicted model, not a curated record.